AUGAAUUUGUAUCAAUGUUCUCUACAUAAGAACAACAACGAAUACUCUAAUAGUACAUACACUUGGUAUGGUAUUGGGCUAUCGUUUUACGACGACCACGACACAUUUCAAGAGUCCAAUAAUUUAGUGAAGGCCAUACUUAGUUUCAUUCUCGGCGUGUCAAUGGUUCUGAGCCUUGUUGGAAAUACUUGCACGUGUGCUGUUAUAACACGAGAAAGAUCUAUGAAGAUACCAACUAAUUAUUACUUACUAAACUUGGCUAUAACAGAUCUCAUGACGGCCCUUUUCGUUCCUAUUGAGAUAUACAUCAUAUGGAUUAAAGACCAGUAUCCGUUUAGUGACGAAGGAUGUAGAUUACAUUUUUUGAUAUGGGAUGUCCUGAGCAACUGUAGUGUGCUUACAAUUCUUGCGUUUACAAUAGAACGCUACCUUGUAAUAUCGAAACCGUUUCUCCGACAACGACUAGCGUUAAAUUCACGUGUUUUCAAAAUAAUCACGGUUAUCUGGAUAAUUGCGUGUAUGUUCUCAGUACCUAAUGUAUUUUUCGCUUAUUUGAUAGAGCGAAAAAAUAAUACUUAUUGUUGUCUCACUGUGGCAGAGGAAAAAAUUAUCAUCAUAGCAGCUCAGCUCAUUGUGUUUUUCGUGGUGCCUAUGACAGUGAUUUUCGUGUUGUAUAUUUUGAUAGCGUUAAAUUUGAAAUCGCAAUCCUCUCACCCCGCCUAUGGAGCUCACAAUAAAAACAAAGCUGUGAAGAUGUUGGCGGCAGUUGCGGCAUCGUUCUUCAUUUGUUGGUCACCAUACUUCGUUCUCCGUCUCCUAAUAUUGUUUCCAAAACGGAACACGGGAUCUUAUUUCAACAUGGAACGCGCAUUCUUAUAUUUAAGUACUAUUAACAGUUAUCUCUCGACGGCAAUCAACCCCAUUCUCUACAGCUUAAUGUCGCGGAAAUUCCGUAACGCUUUUAAGGACUUGCUCAAAGGUAAAAAGUCAUCCGGGCAGAACAGAACUAAUGGAAAGUUGAACUAUCGCUACGGACAAAGUAACAACAUACCACUUACUUUAUAUAAACCGCAUUAUAUAUAAAUGUACAAAAGAUUAUUUACAGUAUUCAUUUUUAAGCGAAAAUUCGUGUUUAAAAAUGUUUGUGUACUCGACAGUUAACUGAUAAAUUAAGCUUCCAUAAAUCAUUCUUAAUCGUUAUUCGGAAACUCGGCUAUU
Molecule: messenger RNA, 1218 nt
Organism: Colias croceus (clouded yellow)
Lineage: Eukaryota; Metazoa; Arthropoda; Insecta; Lepidoptera; Pieridae
Gene: NGR-A2
Product: neuropeptides capa receptor-like
Exons: 6
Coding region: 1-1083 (360 amino acids)
Biological process (GO): neuropeptide signaling pathway
Cellular component (GO): plasma membrane
Molecular function (GO): neuropeptide receptor activity
Source: RefSeq, a predicted model, not a curated record